CGUCUCUGUGCAUCUGGGAGUGAUCGAGCGAGCUCUCGAACCGUUUCUUCUCCGUUCUCUUCUUGCACCGACGUCGAGCUAGACGACGGCGGCGAUGGCUGCGUCGACGGUGAGGAGGAUCAAGCUGGGGUCGCAGGGUCUCGAGGUCUCGGCGCAGGGGCUGGGCUGCAUGGGGAUGUCAGCCGCCUACGGCCCUCCCAAGUCCGAGCACGACAUGAUCGCGCUGCUCCACCACGCCGUCGGCUCCGGCGUCACCUUCCUCGACACCUCCGACAUCUACGGCCCCCACACCAACGAGAUCCUCCUCGGAAAGGCGCUGAAGGGAGGAGGGGUGAGACAGAAGGUGGAGUUGGCGACCAAGUUCGGGCUCGGCUUCGCGGACGGGAAGUGGGACGUCCGGGGCGAUCCGGCGUACGUGAGGGCAGCUUGUGAGGGCAGCUUGAAGCGGCUCGACAUCGAUUGCAUUGACCUCUACUACCAGCACCGUAUCGACACUCGGGUCCCCAUCGAAGUCACUAUUGGAGAGCUAAAGAAACUCGUUGAAGAGGGUAAAAUCAAGUACAUCGGUUUAUCGGAGGCCUCUGCGUCAGCAAUCAGAAGAGCACAUGCUGUUCAUCCCAUCACAGCUGUGCAAUUGGAGUGGUCGCUGUGGUCAAGAGAUGUGGAGGCAGAGAUCAUUCCCACAUGCAGGGAGCUUGGGAUUGGAAUCGUUGCAUACAGUCCUUUAGGACGAGGAUUCUUUUCUGUUGGUUCCAAGUUGUUGGAGAAUCUCUCCAAGGAUGACUUCAGACAGAUCCUACCAAGGUUCCAGCCAGAGAACUUGGCUCACAAUGAAAAGUUGUUUGACCAAGUGAAUGAAAUUGCGCAAAGAAAGGGAUGCACCCCAUCGCAGUUAGCCCUCGCCUGGGUACACCACCAGGGCGAUGAUGUCUGCCCGAUUCCCGGCACAACCAAGAUCGAGAAUUUCAACCAGAACAUUGGAGCUCUGUCCGUGAAGCUUACACCGGAAGAGAUGGCCGAGCUCGAAUUGAUUGCUUCUGCAGACAGUGUCAAGGGUGGCAGGUACCAGAGCGGCUUCUCUACAUGGGAAAACUCCGACACUCCACCCCUUUCUUCAUGGAAAGCUUCUUAGAAACUUGUCUGCUUCUGUCGCUGCAUCUUUGAUAUGCGGAGUUUGAGCAUUUGCUGCUAAAGUAUUUUGAGGCUAAUGUUGUGUGGCUGCUAUAAUUAUGUGUAAGAAGAGAGUACUUCUUGUCCUGUAAUGAGAUCUGAACUUCAGAGAGAGUGUGACAUUCAAGAAGAUUAUAGAUGUGUAAUAAUAAGCUUACCGGGGAAAGAUUACUCGGGAA
This is a messenger RNA of Syzygium oleosum, 1349 nucleotides long. RefSeq names its product probable aldo-keto reductase 2. The record is from RefSeq and is a predicted model, not a curated record. The transcript has 5 exons. Bases 95 to 1132 code for a protein of 345 amino acids. Gene Ontology annotation, cellular component: cytoplasm. NCBI's taxonomy places the organism in Eukaryota, Viridiplantae, Streptophyta, Magnoliopsida, Myrtales, Myrtaceae.